GCUGGUGUUUUACGGUGGCGUCGCUGCGCUGAUGCUGGCGGCUUGGGCCGCAAUUCGGAUGCUGAACUGGGUGCUGUGGCAGCCGCGGCGGCUCGAGCGCAUUCUUCGAUCGCAGGGCCUCAAGGGCACCAUCUACCGUCCCAUUAGAGGCGACCUCAAGGACAUCGCGCGGUUCGAUGCCGAGGCUUGUUCCAAGCCCAUGCCAUCCUUCUCCCACGAUAUCAUCCCUCGCGCUUCCAACUUCUUAAGCCGCGAGGCAGAGACCUACGGAAAGGAGAACAAGGUGACUUUCCACUGGAUGGGACCGCUUCCAAGAGUGCUGAUCACGGAUCCGGAUCAAACGAGGGAGAUUUUGGCCAACAAGACCGGCGAGAUCGAGAAGGGGGAGUUCAACUACAUGAUAAGAUAUCUUGUUCGAGGCGUGGUGCAACUUGACGGCGAGAAAUGGGCCAAACACCGCAAGAUCUUGAACCCAGCUUUCCAUUUAGAGAAGUUGAAGAGGAUGUUGCCUGCUUUCUCUUCUUGUUGCGAUGAGCUGGUUGACCGAUGGGAGAUGAUGGCAGGGACGACAGGGAAAGAGGUAGAUGUUUUUGUUGACCUCCAGAGCUUGGCCGGAGAUGUCAUUUCGCGGACUGCUUUUGGCAGCAACUUUAUGGAAGGAAGGAAAAUUUUCGAGCUUCAGGAUGAGCAAGCUCAUAUCGUCGUCGGUGCUCUGUUAAAAUCACAUAUCCCAGGUUACAAGUAUCUGCCCACUAAAACAAACACUAGAGUGAAAGCGAUCGAUAAAGAGGUGCGAGAAAUUCUUCUGCGCCUCAUCCGCAAGAGAGAGGAGAGCAUGAGAUCGGGUGACGCAAAGAACGACGACGUUCUGGGCUUGUUGCUGGAGUCUAAUCUGCAACACCGCCGAGAGUACGGCGACGUCGGGUUGACCACCGACGAGAUGAUAGACGAAUGCAAGCUGUUCUACUUCGCAGGCCAAGAGACGACGUCGGCGCUAAUGACAUGGACGAUGGUGGUGCUGAGCAUGCAUCAAGAUUGGCAAAAACGAGCACGGCAGGAGGUUCUGCAAGUUUUCGGAAAAGAGAAGCCAACUUAUGAUGGAUUGAGCCAAUUGAAGACCGUGACUAUGAUUCUCUACGAGGUGCUGCGGCUGUACCCGCCGGUGCUAGGGGUUCAGCGGCAGGUGUUGAAGAGCCUGAAGAUUGGGGACGUGGUCUACCCGCCCGGCGCCAUGCUCGUCUUGUCCGUGGUCCAGAUGCACCACGACCCUGACUACUGGGGCAAAGACGUGCUGGAGUUCAAUCCGGAGAGAUUCGCGGAAGGCGUGUCCAAGGCGUCAGAGAAGAACGCGUUCUUCCCCUUCAGCGGCGGCCACCGGAUCUGCAUCGGCCAGAACUUCGCUUUGAUCGAGGCCAAGUUGGCGUUGUGCUUGAUCCUUCGACGCUUCUCGUUCGACCUCUCGCCGGCGUACAUUCACGCACCGCACACUGUUAUAACCUUGAAGCCUCAGCAUGGCGCUCCGAUCAUUUUGCGCCGUCUUUGA
This is a messenger RNA of Zingiber officinale, 1543 nucleotides long. Its product is annotated as cytochrome P450 72A15-like. The record is from RefSeq and is a predicted model, not a curated record. Gene Ontology annotation, molecular function: monooxygenase activity; heme binding; iron ion binding. Lineage: Eukaryota; Viridiplantae; Streptophyta; Magnoliopsida; Zingiberales; Zingiberaceae. The coding region runs from base 32 to 1543 and encodes 503 amino acids. The transcript has 5 exons.